This is a messenger RNA of Oncorhynchus keta (chum salmon), 3764 nucleotides long. Its product is annotated as cell division cycle-associated protein 2-like. Bases 1350 to 3425 code for a protein of 691 amino acids. Lineage: Eukaryota; Metazoa; Chordata; Actinopteri; Salmoniformes; Salmonidae. The transcript is spliced from 12 exons. Gene Ontology annotation, biological process: regulation of chromosome segregation; regulation of mitotic nuclear division. The record is from RefSeq and is a predicted model, not a curated record. Gene Ontology annotation, cellular component: chromosome; nucleus.
UAGUCCCCAAAUGUCCAUAACUUCGCAUUAUGUCAGUAUUUUGAAACGUUUGAAUGCAAACGUUUUUGAAUGUACUUUUACGUUUGUUAAACGUUAUUUUGUUGGACAUGUUUACGUUCAACAAGAUUUUAGCCUUUAUUUGAGUCGCGGAAGGAAUUUCGUGCCACGGCUACUGUGAGUGGUGCAUUUCGCUAGGAACCUAGACUAGCUUGCCAGCUGUAACAUGCUAGCUAGCUGAAAAACGCUUUCGUUGUUGCUAUCUAGUCAUUUAGCUUAUUAUUAUUAUGGUCGCUGAUCUGUUUCGCUGGGUAAUAUGUUUGUCGAUUCAAUUAAUGUAUUGUUAAAGUUAGCUUGCCAAGAAACUAACGUUAGCUAGCCAUGUUGUAACGUAAAUGUGAACUUGUAUUUCGCUAAAGUCAGAGUUGGUUUAUAAAGGUGUUAAAUGGCUUUAACUUCGUUUUAAUAUGUACUUGUUGGAUGUAUAGCGUCAACUUGCAAGCUACAAACGCCUGUCGCAUAAUAUUUCCUCGCUAGUACUUGUUUAAACUUUUGUGUGAUCAUCAGUCGUUGCUUGUUUGUCAGCCUUAUUGCCUUUAUUGAACGCAUUAUCGACCCAAUUUGAUCAACUGUUAUUGACAACAGUUGAGUGAUUUAUUGGUUUAGAUGACAGACCCCACUUAAGGUGUUUCCAGUCCUUUCUGUUGAAAGUAGCUCAUGUUAAGUUCAGAGUUGAAAAUGGACAACUUGACUCUACUGGAGGCCUCGUGUCUUUCUCCAAUAAGCAACAUCACAUCACCCUUGGAUUUCACCCUGCUCACACCCUCCCAACUGGGUAUCUCCACUCAAAGCUUCACGCCAUCUUCUAACGUCAAAGGUAAUUCAGACAGAAGAAAAAAAUCUCGCCUAGCUCAGCUGAAGGUGAAGCGUGCCCAACAAAGGAUGAAAACUCCCCCCACAACACCACAGGAUACCCAAGCUAUCCCCUUCUUUCCCAGAGUCGCCUCUACUCUAAAGCAGAAGAUGGCCAUCUUCCAGAGCAUUAUGAAUGUGGAGGAGAAUGAAGAUCACACGGGGGGAUGCAUCAAGACGAGAUGUUCUGUCUGGUGGUCAGCUUCAAUGUGGGUGGAGCUGUGAUAGUGGUGGGAAGGAGAACAUGUCCCCAGUGAGCCAGCAUCCCUCUGACUUCCCCACCCAGUAAGAGGUGCUGCACAGCACGCACUCUGAGGGAGUGUGUGGAGGAGAUUAGGGAGGCCACCACUCCUGUCCUCAAACGCACUGCCACCAUAUUCAAGCAGCAACAGAACACGGAGGUAACCUCAUCACACUGGCAAAACAUUUCUGUCUGUUAAAUGACUAAUAUAACUUGGCAAACCAUUCAGUUGGUGUUGGUGUCUUUUUUUCAACUUUGUCGUGUGCAUGUUGAGCAACUGAUUGCAGUUGUACAGGACAAGGACCAUCAGCCAGCUCUCAAUGUAGAACCUGCUAGUGUGUCUCUGUCACCAGCCCUGGGUACUGAUGCUGUGUCCCAGAUCACCCAGGGCAAGCCACAGCCCUCUCCUAUGAUGCAGCAGCACUGCACUCCCACCAAGGAGGACCAGGAGUGCUCUUUUGAACUGCACAGCCCCAGCCAACCUCUGGUUUUGCAUUCAGGACGAGUCAGGACAACUCUGCCCCAGCUGUUCGCCAUGCCAUCUCUUUUGGAGAUGAACCCCACUGAUGAAGCUGAUGGUGGCAACGUUAACUCCACUAUGAAGAAGCAGGUGCGUUUCGGGAUCCUGCUGCCCCCUGAACUCUUUGACAAGAACCUUCCCUCCAGCACCCCUCUACGGAAGGGGGGAACCCCGGUCCGCGCCCCAACAUCUGCCGGGGGGUCCCAGCUGAGGUCACUGCUGAAGAGCCCCUUAACCCUGGCCCGGCCGGACUUCAGCAGCCCCUCUCUAACUGGAGCCUCCCCACCCCUCACUAUGGGACCCUGCUGUGGGGAACAGGAGAGCACCCACACUCAGGGAAAGAUCUUUCCUUCUCUAUGCCCCCCUUUCCCUUCAAUGGAAGAAGAUGUUGACAGUUCAUGGAUGGACAAUGCAGAGCUGGAGACUGGACCUCUGGAUCUGACCUCAGCUUUUCAAGAGGAGGACUCUGUUUGUGAGGAAAUGCCAGAUGCUGCCCCAGUGCCUGACCCUGCCCUGGAGCCAGAACCAGCCGCCACAGCCCGCUCUCGCAGCAGAAAGAGAAAGCAACCAGAGGAGAAGAGUGAGCCUGUGAAGAAGAGGUCGCCUCGUACGGCUGCCAAGUCUGCCUGUGGGAGGAUGAAGCCAAAGAAGACUCCAUCCUAUGUGACCACCGCAGUGGUCACAGCUGCAGCCCUGUGGUCAAGCUGCUUCUGCCCCCCGGUCAGUGAGGACUCACCAGAAGACACCACCCCAGCUGCAGAGCCCUCUGAUGGGCCUUCAGUAGACUACCAGAGCCCUGUAGGCUCCACCACCACAGACAGCUCUGGGACUGGAAGAGCAGCACAGAUCUGGAGAAGAUGGUCAGGUCCAACAAAGACCUCCAGAACCAAAAGGCAGAGUGUUAUUAGAGUAGGUAGAGGGAAGGGCAGGAAGGUCAGUGUUCCUGUUGAUAACUGGCUGAGUGAAGAGACCGAGGAGCAGGUAAAGAACUUUGAUACAGAACAAGACUCAACAGAAACAACCCAGCCAGAGGUUUUAGUGUCCAGCCCAGCCAAGCACACAGCACCUGGUAACAGAGAGGGUGAACCUAAUACACACUGUACCUCAGACCCUGUAGAUACAGAUCAAUGCACUGGCACACUUCCAGAUGCAGGUAGGAGUGGGGAUAGUCCAGCUAGAGCAGACACUGAUACUACUACACCCUGCCCUCCUCCAGAUGAGGUUAGCACCACAGUGGCUCCCUCAGAGCAGAAGGCAGUGAGCCAUGUAGAACAGAGUCCAAACAAAGGCGGGCAGAGAGGAGCAGCUCAGGGCCCAGGCCGCUCCAGAGGUAGAAGGAGCUCUAUAUACGCCAGCUCAGUCAUAGAGGAGGAGCAGGCUUCCCAGCCAAAUGGGCCACAGGCAGUGGAGAAUGAUAACCAUGGGUCCGGAAUGGAGCUGGGUAACGUUAUAGAACAGGCCUCCACCUCCUACCCAGACUCCCUCCUUCCCCCCUGGGCACAGAAGGAGUUCAACAUUGAUGAUGUGCUAAGGCCUCUCCCCUGCAGGUGGCAUCAGUCUGUCCGCCGCAGCCUGAAGAACCAGAGCAGCACCCUGGAGGCCUCUGGCCUGGCCUGGCUACCCCACACCUCUCCGGACUCCAUUAGUGCUGUCUGCAGGAAGACCAGGCGCAGACGCAGCUCCAUCCAGGAUCUACUACACCCUCCCCUGGAAGAAGUGAAUCACACUGACCUACUGGAGCCACUCCAAUGCUAGUCUGUCCACUUCCUGUACACUGGCUGUGAAUGAAAUGGCACCCUAUUCACUACGAGGUCCUUAUUUCUUUUUGACUAGGGUUGGCCAUUUCCACCUGCUUUUGAUAGCUAUUGAUUUUUGUGAGUUUUAUAAAGCACUGUUUUUGUUUUUUAGUAAUUAAGUAGUAUAAAUAGAACAAGAUCUACCUUUUAAUGUGAUUUAACAAGUUUGGCAGUUGUCAUUUACCAAGGCUCAUGGGAGUAGGAGAUGUACAGACUUUGUACAGACAGAUGUGCAUCUUUUAGUCUUUGAAUGUGUACCUCCUGUAUUCAUUAAAUAAAAUGGGGCUCUUCCAAACUA